Messenger RNA from Exophiala mesophila, 1150 nucleotides. RefSeq names its product tRNA (guanine-N(7)-)-methyltransferase. The transcript has 3 exons. Gene Ontology annotation, biological process: tRNA methylation; RNA (guanine-N7)-methylation. Gene Ontology annotation, cellular component: tRNA methyltransferase complex. Gene Ontology annotation, molecular function: tRNA (guanine(46)-N7)-methyltransferase activity. Bases 35 to 1030 code for a protein of 331 amino acids. The record is from RefSeq and is a predicted model, not a curated record. Lineage: Eukaryota; Fungi; Ascomycota; Eurotiomycetes; Chaetothyriales; Herpotrichiellaceae.
AACCAAUUCACCAACUCCCCUCUUAACCAUCACCAUGGUCGGCCCUGCUAAUAAACGGCAAAAACGGGACGAAUACCGUAAAGCACAAGAGCAAUACCAAGGCCCCAACAAGAAACCUACAUCCUCGACCGAGACUGGACCUAGUGCAUCCAACAACAAUGGCCGUCCAAUUCAAUUACCAAAGAAGAAAUUCUACCGUCAACGAGCUCAUGCAAAUCCCUUUUCGGACCAUGCUUUGAUUUAUCCUUCAUCGCCUGAAGAUAUGGAUUGGUCGACUCAUUAUCCUGAUUUCGUCAAGUUGGACAAUAAUGAUGAUGAUGAUAAUGAUGGGAACGAUACCGCAUUACAGUCAAGAAGAAACAUGAGCUUGACCCAAAAUAUUGAGAUUGCGGAUAUUGGGUGUGGGUUUGGUGGGUUAUUGGUGGCUCUGUCGCCUGCUUUUCCGGAUACAUUGAUUCUAGGUAUGGAAUUACGACUCCAAGUAACGGAAUAUGUCGUGCGUCGGAUCCAUGCUCUACGGGCGCAGAAUGCCGAUCAAGUACCCAAAUCCACGUCCAUGUCCACGACAACGACAACGACGACAAGUUCACAUGCACCAUAUCAAAACAUCUCCUGUCUUCGAGCCAACACGAUGAAAUUCCUCCCUAAUUACUUCUCUCGUGGACAACUGAGUAAAGUGUUUUUAUGUUUCCCAGAUCCGCAUUUCAAACAGCGCAAGCAUAAAGCAAGGAUCGUGUCGGCACAACUCAAUGCAGAGUAUGCGUAUGUGACGCGUCCGGGUGGGUUGGUCUACACUAUUACUGACGUCGAGGAGUUGUCGGGUUGGAUGGUCAAGCAUUUCGUGGGUUCUGAGGCAGGCGAUGCUGCUGAGUUGUGGGAGCGUGUCGACGGUCAGGAUUGGUUGAAGGAUGAUCCGUGUGUUGCGAUCAUGAGUCAGGAGACUGAAGAGUCGAAAAAGGUUACGCGAAAUGGUGGGAAUAAGUAUAUUGCCAUCUUUCGAAGGAAGGAAGAUCCUGCGUGGCCGACGUGAUGGUAUGAUGCUAUCACGACAAAUGUGUACCAUUUUUGAGUGUACGACAUACAUCAGAGGAACUGCAGUCCGAUCGAACUAUACAGCUGGCUGGACUUUCUUAUCGCGCGAACCAACGCC